This is a messenger RNA of Anopheles funestus (African malaria mosquito), 2335 nucleotides long. RefSeq names its product protein transport protein Sec61 subunit alpha (gene Sec61alpha). The record is from RefSeq and is a predicted model, not a curated record. The transcript has 2 exons. Gene Ontology annotation, cellular component: Sec61 translocon complex; membrane. Gene Ontology annotation, molecular function: transmembrane protein transporter activity; ribosome binding; signal sequence receptor activity. Lineage: Eukaryota; Metazoa; Arthropoda; Insecta; Diptera; Culicidae. The coding region runs from base 295 to 1725 and encodes 476 amino acids. Gene Ontology annotation, biological process: SRP-dependent cotranslational protein targeting to membrane, translocation; post-translational protein targeting to membrane, translocation.
CAGCACGUGACAGAUCUUCGCUUCGUGGCUGCCAACAAAUCAACGAACGGGAGGAGACGUUUCGGAAGAGUUUGGCUCGUUGGAUACUUUACUUGCCGACGGAAAGACCAGCACAGCGAAGGUGUUGUUUGUCCAGCUAGCUUAGCUCGACAAAACACGUAACGAAAACAGUUUAUUUACCGCUGGAAACUAGAACGAAAAGCAACUCUCAACAAAGAGUGUGAACGAGUGUGGCGAAGAGGAUCGUGCGUGCGCGAGUUUUUGUGAAAAACCUACCCAUCCACCUGCAUAGCCAUGGGAAUAAAAUUCCUGGAAAUAAUUAAACCAUUCUGCGGCAUACUGCCCGAAAUUGCGAAACCCGAGCGAAAGAUCCAGUUCCGCGAGAAGGUACUAUGGACGGCCAUCACGCUGUUUAUUUUCCUCGUCUGCUGCCAGAUCCCGCUGUUCGGUAUUAUGAGCUCGGAUUCGGCCGAUCCCUUCUACUGGAUACGUGUCAUUCUCGCCUCGAACCGUGGUACGCUGAUGGAGCUGGGCAUUUCGCCGAUCGUAACGUCCGGCCUGAUCAUGCAGCUGCUGGCCGGUGCUAAAAUCAUCGAGGUCGGCGAUACGCCCAAGGACCGGGCCCUGUUCAACGGUGCCCAGAAGCUGUUCGGUAUGGUAAUUACCAUCGGGCAGGCAAUCGUGUACGUAAUGACGGGCAUGUACGGCGAUCCGGCCGAGAUUGGUGCGGGCGUGUGUUUGCUCAUUAUCAUUCAGCUGUUUGUGGCCGGUUUGAUUGUGCUGCUGCUGGACGAACUGCUGCAGAAGGGCUACGGGCUGGGCAGCGGUAUUUCACUCUUCAUUGCCACCAACAUCUGCGAAACGAUCGUAUGGAAGGCGUUCUCGCCUGCCACCGUCAAUACCGGCCGUGGAACCGAGUUCGAGGGUGCUGUCAUUGCGCUGUUCCAUCUGCUGGCCACACGCCAGGACAAAGUGCGAGCGCUCCGCGAAGCGUUCUACCGCCAGAACCUGCCCAACCUGAUGAACUUGCUCGCUACGGUGCUCGUGUUUGCGGUGGUCAUAUACUUCCAGGGCUUCCGCGUGGAUCUACCGAUCAAGUCGGCCCGGUACCGCGGCCAGUACAGCAGCUACCCGAUCAAGCUGUUCUACACGUCCAACAUUCCGAUCAUUCUGCAGUCGGCACUCGUGUCCAAUCUGUACGUCAUCUCGCAAAUGCUAGCCGUUAAGUUCCACGGCAACUUCCUAAUCAAUCUGCUCGGCGUGUGGGCCGACGUCGGUGGUGGCGGUCCUGCCCGCUCGUAUCCGAUCGGUGGGCUCUGUUACUACCUCUCACCACCGGAAUCGCUUGGACACAUCGUAGCGGAUCCGAUCCAUGCCGUCCUGUACAUCGUGUUCAUGCUCGGUUCCUGUGCAUUUUUCUCGAAGACGUGGAUCGACGUGUCGGGCAGCUCGGCCAAGGAUGUUGCUAAGCAGCUGAAGGAACAGCAGAUGGUGAUGCGAGGUCACCGUGAAAAUUCGAUGAUUCACGAACUGAACCGCUACAUCCCAACCGCAGCCGCAUUCGGUGGACUGUGCAUCGGUGCCCUGUCCGUGUUGGCCGAUUUCAUGGGAGCGAUCGGUUCCGGUACCGGUAUCCUUCUAGCCGUCACCAUCAUUUACCAGUACUUCGAAAUCUUCGUUAAGGAGCAGUCCGAGAUGGGUGGUAUGGGCACGUUACUAUUCUAGAUGAUUGUGCUUCCCAUCCCCACAUCCCCAUCUUCGUUCCUGUCCCACCAUCCGCUUCCCAUCCUUUAUCCGGAAGCUUGGAGAGGGAUAUUUCUCUCCAUUCUUUCGUGUUGUCCCCCAUUUCUUUUGGAAAAGAAUUUGUUUAGUUGGUUUUGUUCCCGAUUUUCGUUUUUUAAUGUACCAGACCCUGCCAAGUGAUUAGCGCCACUACAACCCCAAGAGUGGCUUCACAUCAUUUAAAAUAUCCCCCCCCCCCCCCCAUUCCUCCUUCCCUUGUUUUCCCUUAUCGGGACUAACAUUAAUUUAAGCUUAUAAUUCUCCUUUAGCGUUUAAGAGAGUCGUUAAACACUACUAUACGUGAGGAAAAUGAGAGAGCAGCGACUGAGAGGUGUAAUAAUUGAUAAAUGAAGAUAACGAAGAACGAAGAAGUACGCGCGUGAUUAGGAUGCGUGCGUGCGUGUAUGUGUGUAUGUGUGAGAAUAUAAUAUUUGUGAAUUCAUUUUUUUUUUUUCACUUUUGUCCUUUCCAUAGAGAAAGAUCAACAAAAUGCAACAAACGCAAGCGAAACGAAACAUACCUGAAGUUAAAUAAAUCUUUCAUCCACACAAUA